Molecule: messenger RNA, 7825 nt
Organism: Coregonus clupeaformis (lake whitefish)
Lineage: Eukaryota; Metazoa; Chordata; Actinopteri; Salmoniformes; Salmonidae
Gene: cpeb3
Product: cytoplasmic polyadenylation element binding protein 3
Exons: 11
Coding region: 402-2396 (664 amino acids)
Biological process (GO): negative regulation of cytoplasmic translation
Cellular component (GO): cytoplasm; neuron projection; synapse
Molecular function (GO): mRNA regulatory element binding translation repressor activity; ribosome binding; mRNA 3'-UTR binding
Source: RefSeq, a predicted model, not a curated record
CUACUAAGCUAAUGUCAUACAAAAGUAGUCGCCUAUAAGUGCGUCAUCUACUGCAGCAAUCAUUGACGCAGCAACUUAAGGAAAAGUGCCUUGCUCAUUCCAUAGGAAUCCAUAAUGUAUCCAUUUUGUUAUGAAGUGGGUGGGUCAAGGUGGCGUGUCUCUUUAACCUUUUUGAAGGACGCAGCAGCUGUAUUUAUUGACGUAUGCAAAUGUUCAGGGGUGGUUCUAGUGAGAAAAAAACAGGAACAAGAAUCAGUUUCACAUUGCAGUUCGGAGUUGCUUGGUAAAGGAAAGGAGAACGAUACGUGGCGAAUAUUGGUGAAUGUCGGUGUCCUCCACGUGUAUUUCCCGCAUAGCCUACAUCUGAGUGGAGCGCUGGCGUCCGAAAGGCUCAGCAAACCAUGCAGGAUGAUUUACUGAUGGACAAAAACAAAGCCCAACCUCAUCAGCAGCAAGAUCCAACAGUAGAACCUCCCUCCACCCCGACCCCCUCGGAACCCCCUACAUCAGAGGAGAGCCUGUCGAGUGUGAGCAACCAAGCAGCUUCAGCUCUCAAGAAAGAGAAAGUGCCGAUGGAGUCUCCGAUCCUGCCAGGUUUGAAUUUUCAUCAGCAGCAGGAAACCGGUGGCACCCUGUCCCCCUCAUUUGGUAGCACUUGGUCCACUGGAACCACGAACACCGUGGAUGACAAUUUUUUUCAAGGAAUACCCUCGGUGAACGGAACAAUGCUUUUCCAGAACUUCCCCCACCACGUCAAUCCGGUAUUUGGAGGCAAUUUCUCACCUCAGCUUGGCUUGGCACAGUCUCAGCAUCCUCAGCAGCAAGCCCAGCAACAGCAGCAGCAGCAGCAGCAGCAGCCGCCACAGCAACGGAGAUCCCCUGUUAGCCCCAACCAAGGUCCCUUUCCACAGAGAAACGCUUACAGUCACCAGUCUGUCAUUAAUAGCAAGGCUUCUUCACCUGCCUCAUCUUCGGGUUGGAAUAAUCACCAAAAUGCCGCUUGGAGCACAGCAUCCAAUCCUUGGAGCGGUCUCCAGGCAGGCAGGGACCCGCGGAGAGCUGUGGGAGUCGGGGUUGGUGUGGGGGUCGGUGUAGGGGUGCCGUCUUCCAUGAACCCCAUCUCCCCGAUGAAAAAGCCCUAUUCUAGCAACGUUAUAGCACCCCCAAAAUUCCCGAGAGCUGGUCCCCUCACCCCGAAAUCUUGGGUGGAGGACAACGCCUUUAGGACGGACAACAGCAACAAUAUGCUGCCUUUUCAGGACCGGAAUCGGCCCUUUGAUGCAUUUAGCUUGCACUCUUUGGAGAAUUCCUUAAUGGAUAUGAUAAGGACUGACCAUGACAAAGGUAAACCACACCCAGCUGGUGGCCCACCAAUGACUAUCGCUGAUAUUAUAUGGAGGAAACAUUUUGCAGGACGCAUGGGUCUGAACUUUCACCACCCCGGAGCAGAUCACAUCAUGCCAUUGAACACCAGGAGCUAUGGCCGCAGAAGAGGUCGCUCUUCACUCUUUCCCUUUGAGGACGGUUUCCUGGACGACGGGCACGGUGACCCCUCUCUGACCCCGGGGUUGAACUCGCCCACACGCUGUCAAAAUGGAGAGAGGAUGGAGCGCUACUCCAGGAAGGUGUUUGUCGGAGGUCUGCCCCCUGACAUAGAUGAAGAUGAGAUCACCAACAGCUUCCGUCGCUAUGGACACCUGGUGGUGGAUUGGCCCCACAAAGCCGAGAGCAAGUCCUACUUUCCACCUAAAGGCUAUGCCUUCUUGCUGUUCCAAGAGGAGACCUCUGUCCAGGCCCUGAUUGACGCCUGCAUCGAGGAGGACGGGAAGCUUUACCUUUGUGUCUCCAGCCCAACUAUCAAGGACAAACCAGUCCAAAUCCGCCCCUGGAACCUGAGUGACAGUGACUUUGUGAUGGAUGGUUCCCAACCGCUGGACCCCCGCAAGACUAUAUUUGUGGGGGGCGUGCCCCGGCCUCUACGUGCAGUGGAACUAGCUAUGAUCAUGGACAGGCUGUAUGGGGGUGUGUGCUAUGCCGGUAUUGACACUGACCCGGAGCUCAAGUACCCCAAGGGGGCGGGCCGUGUGGCCUUCUCCAAUCAGCAGAGCUACAUCGCCGCCAUCAGUGCCCGAUUUGUUCAAUUGCAGCACAAUGACAUUGACAAACGGGUGGAGGUGAAGCCGUACGUCCUGGAUGACCAGAUGUGUGACGAGUGCCAGGGGGCGCGCUGCGGGGGGAAGUUUGCCCCCUUCUUCUGUGCCAACGUCACCUGCCUGCAGUACUACUGUGAGUACUGCUGGGCCAGUAUUCACUCCCGGGCGGGCCGAGAGUUCCACAAGCCACUGGUGAAGGAGGGGGGUGACCGCCCUCGACACGUGUCCUUCCGCUGGAGCUGAGGGGGUCGAGAUAAGCCCUGCCCCGUGACCCCACCCCCAACUGCCCCUCAACCCCCUUGACCGGGACAGCGCUACACCCCCCUCACCACCCCUGCUCUGCCCCCCCUCCCCACCACCUCAACAUCAGUGAAGAGGAUAACUACAAAAACAUGGGGUCUUUCUUUUUCAAACAACACCGCUUGACUACAAACUCAUUGUCCAGUGUACCCUUAUGAUGACAAUAGGGUGAAAAAAAUUAAUCUGCUUAGAAUUUGCACUUUGGCUCAAAACUCACUAAACACACAUGGGAUGGGAUGUUAGCAAAAGCCUGAUUAUGUUCAUGUCCCCUGUUCCAUGACAUGGUGGGUCAGUGUCUCCUGUAGGACCCCACUGAGCUGAGGCAGAAGUGAGAUUAUACAGUUACAGUACAUAUAUAUUUAAAAAGUAUAUAUAUUUUUUGUUUUAAAUAUAUCUAUCUAACAUAUAAAGAUAAUUAAAUUCUAUGGGAAAGGAGCAUGCACUUAUUUAAAAUAAUGUUUUAGGAUAUUGCCCCUUAUAUUACCAAAGGCAAAAAUGAAAUCCAUGCAUACAGAAAAACUAAAUAGGUGGCAUAAGAUGUAGCAAGGAUAAACAAUUAUCCAGUAGCGUGGGCCAUAGAAGCCCAGAUUUAAAAAAACACGGCUAUAUUUGCUCUCCAUUUUGACUCUGAAAAUAGUCAAAUGAAAACCUCCAUAAGGCACAAUCAGAUUUUGUUUAGCUUUUGGUUUGUAGGUCUUAAUUUUUUUAGGACAUUAUUUUCUAGUGUUAUGUUGAUGUAAUGCUGCAAUAGCUUUUGCUGCUAAAUAGUACUUUUAUUCAGGCUAGGGUGUUAUAACAACUAUGAUGGCACCUGGUGUUAAGGAUGAUGACAGGCUAUCAUAGGGAGAGGGAUGUCCCUUGUGAUGCCUAGUAUGAUGUGGGGUGGGGGGUCGCCCCUAACUGCAUGUUCUUUUCAAUCAGGUUGCUGCAUGCAAUAGAAUUUCAGUAUCAUGUCUACUAUUCAAUUCUGCCCAUGUUUGCACAACACAAUAUACAUGUACGUACAACUAGCAUGAAACUGGACACAACAGGGAAGACCGACUGGUAAAAGAAUCCAACACCUCCAGUGAGAUAUAAGUUAAUAGCCACAGGGGCAGUAUGAGCAGACUGCUUCUGCACAAGGUGGCUAACAUAACCAGAUGACGAAACCUUAAUAUUAAUCAUGAAUCCAACUAGAUGUAGGAAAUAUCAUUUAAAACUGUCUAUGAUAGGUGAAGUACUUUUUUGCAGUGAUUGUUAAUAUAAUUGUGCAAUUUUUUAUACCGUAUGUAGUUAGGUCUGAGUAUGCCUAUAGAACUGUGAUUCGCUUUAAGUGUUGUUAAUGUCCGACAUAGAAGUCCUGUGAAACUUCAUGAACUAGUGUAUGCACACGUAUAUACGUUCUCUCGUACACACAUACACACUGACAUUACACAGAUGGUUCUCUUUCUCUUACACAUACAUACAUACAUACAUACAUACAUACAUACAUACAUACAUACAUACAUACAUACAUACAUACAGACCUAGUGCGCACACAAAGUUUGACCCAAAUGCACAGAACAUAUGACACACAGACUUACGUGAGCUUGACUCUGAGAAACACAGAACUGCUGUCUGUACUGUUGACAAGAUCAUGUCCCCAAAAAACCAAAGAGCUCACAUAUGUUCAACUUAAACCACCAACACAUACGGAGACCACAGAUGAUACUGUGCGAAGCAUCAAGCCCUAUGCCUGUGGGUUUAAAGGUGCAAGUUAGAAACAGUUGUACUGUUAUGGUCACAAGGCAUAUGAGACAGUGAUGAGAAGACAGACAGAACAUUGAAGCUACUGGAGACUUGUGGUUUAGUCAACUGAGCUCCUUCUCAGCCUGCACAUAACGUUCUCUCAACAUGGCUACAGGGUUUUAAUAACAUUGCCAGAACAUUGUGUGCUAGCUGGGAUUGACCAUAUUUAUCCAGAUUUUCCUGCAAAGCUUGAAGUAGAAUAAUGACCUGCUAAAAUGGUGGACAUAUUUUUUUAAAUAAAAAGGCUAUGGUAUGAGGUGCAGUUGAAUAGGAUGGGAGGGGGGUGGGGUGGGAGGUAUUUGGUAGUUAUGAAUGCAGCACAAAUAAACAAAGUAUUGGCUGCUGGGGUUGGUUUGGGUUUGAGCGGUGGAGUUUGGGGCUAAGUUACACUGGUUUUUAGCAGUUUUGUGGAGAUUCCAGUCUGGAUCCUACAACAUUGCGAGUAGAUGUGUCUCCUUUUCUGUGUGUCGCGAUUGUCCCGUGCUGGCACCCCGCCGUCCUCUCUUGGUUUUAGUCGCAAAACUGUUUGCUUUAGGACAAACAUUUUGUUUGUUUCUGGUAAAAGUAAACUAAUCUAAACCGAAUAUACUUUUUUAUUGAUAGAAAAAAAAAGUCUACAAAAAAAAGGCUAACCAUGAGUAAUAAUAAGUAUCCCUAUUUAAGUGAAUUCUGGGUGUUUUUGUGAGAUGUCUUUCCCCGUCCAGAAGGGUUUUCUAUGUUUGUUCCUUCUCUAUAAUAGACGUGUUAUGCACUACUCUUUGUAUCUGGACAGUUUAACAGUCAGCUAUUUUUUUUGUUGGGAGAAAAACAAAAAGUGUGCUUUCUGACUGACAUGAUCUUUUGCAAUACCUCAAUUUUGAAAUAUAUUAGGAGAGAAAUUGAUAUUUUCUAAGUAAGUUUAUUCAAAUAAAAAAUAUAUAUAUAUUAAUUUAAUUCUGCCAGAGAUGAUUUAACAGGUGGUUGAUUUUAUUUUUGUCAUGCUUAUUUGCUUUUAUUUUAAAUUUUAUUUUUUGAAAAAACAACAACUGAAGGAGCUAGAGCUUUAUAACUUUAAUAUAAUGACGUUGUUAGCUGAAGUACAGAGUCUACCUUAUUACAGAGGAGGUUAGAGUGAGUUUCCCACUGGUCCCGUGGAAGCACGGAGUCACCAAGACAAAUAUAAAAUGAGUAGUAGUGUUCCAGGGAAAACAUUAGUCCACAUUUUUUGGGGGUGAACUGAAGAUACUUCCCUUAUUUUGUAUAUUUAUAAUCAGUCAUUUACUAUGCUGACCAGAAUUGUGAAAGAGAUCUUCUGUUCAUGUUAUUUUUUAAGAAAACUUUUUUAUGUUUCCUAAAAGUAUGUGCUCCAUUUUGUUUUGUAAAAGCAACAAACCCUGAUUUUGUUAGCCUGAGAUUGUUUAAAACAUAGACUUUGAGCAGAUGAGGUGGAGAUAAAGGAAUGUUUAAAAAAAUAUAUUAUUAAGAGAUAGUGUUUCAACUGUAACUUGUUCGAAAGCCCCCAAGGUGCAUCAAUUGAGUGGUAGCCUUCUAUUCACGCAAGACUUGAAUUAGUCCCUUUUUUUUAAGGCUAAGAACAUCGAUUAUUUGUUGUAAUGUGCAAUACUGUUUGUACUGUUUGUAAAAAAAAAAAAAUGAAAAAGAGGCAAAUCUUUAUUGCAGAUUUAUUUUCAUUGCAAGCAUUGUGAUUCACUAAAAUCAUUUUCUACUGUGUAUUUACCUACUCUACAUGCUAGUACCUUCCAGUAGUAAUGUAGCCUUUGUACUGAGAAAUUUUUCAUUGUUUUUUAGAGAUUUUUGCUAAAAAAGAAAAUAAUUUAAACAUAUUUACGUAUUUUUAUUUAGUAUUUUCUUUACAGACUUAUUUCUCAACCAUUAAUAGUUAUUUCUGGGGGAGACUUUCAUAUCUGGUCAAUGUCAUUAAUAUUAUUUUAUAAUUUUACUUGGAAUAAAUUCAUUUUAUGACGCAAAUUCUUUAAAAAAGUACAUAUUUUCAUUUGUUCACUUAAUUUUAUUUUUGGAAGCUGAAAAACCUUUGUAAUAUUGUUACUUAAGUGUCUAGAUUUUUUUAAUGCAAAGCUUAAUGUGUUAACUUGCUGAUGUUGCUUACAUUAGUGUGACGAUGAUUUAAGGAGAGAAAAAAAAUACAAUGACGGUUGGUAUUGUUAAGUGAUUGGCAAUGUAAAACAAAUGAACGGGCAAUAAAAUAAAAAGGCAGAAUGUGGUAUGUUGUGAUGUUGUGGAAGCUGGACAAUGCUACUUACCACUCCUACUGCUUCUGCUACUACUACUACUAUAACCCCACCUUGUAUAGUCAAUAACAUUACUGUCAAUAACAUUGUAUGGCCAAGAUGUCACAACAAUUUCACUGAUUUGAAACAUCACAUGAACUCCUUUUAAAACUUUAAUCAUGUUACAUGACCCUCCCUUUAGUUUCAGAUGGUGGGUAAACCCCUGUAGGAACCUGAAAAGUGGCUAUGUGCACCAGUGAGAUUGUAUUUAAGAAUGAAUAAAUGUUAAGAUACACCGUAUAAUUAAGUGGAGGGUGUGACUUGUUAGAAUUUAUUCAUCAUAAUAGGAGGAGGCAUAGAUCUAAAUCUUAGACAUGUUUUCUUUCUGUCACCAAACCAGCUAGAUUGCUUUAGUCACAGUUUAGUGUAUGUGUACGAACUGGCCUUAGAUUAAAAUUUGAGCCAAGAUGCACUUUAACAACCUCUUUGAUAUUAUGUGGUGCAUUCUUAGGGGAUGGCAUUAACCUGAUUUUGCCCUCAUUUCCAUAGACCAUUGCUCCAUAUGAAGUGUAGUGACAUCACCACUUGCUGUACCAUAGUAUGGUCAUCAAUAAGUGGAAAAAAAACACCAAUGCAAAUGCUGGUCUGAGAAUGUUAUUUCUAGCUUGCCUUUUCUACCAGUUUGUACAGGUGGUGUUCUACUAAUUAACUGAAUCUCGUACUAACCCAGUGCUUUCUCCCAAGGGUCAUUAUUCCAGUCAUACCACCAAGUAUUUGUGUAGUAUGUAUUAUUACAUUUGUUUAUUUAUCUGCUAAGCAAACAUUUUAUACCCUGACAAUAUUAAACAACUAUGUGCAACUGAAAGGGACAGUUAGGCUAAGAUUUGGUAGGAUGGAAAUCAUGUGUGGUGAUGGAAGAAAUUUAAUAUAAUCCUCUCUUUAAAUAUACCUAUAUAUUUAAUGUAACACUAGAUUUGGAUAGUAUAUAUUCACUUAUGCUUCAUGAAUGUUCUCUCUGGAUAAUCAGUAGGCCCUUCAUCAUGUUGUGAUCUCAAAAAAAAAGAUUCAAAACCUGCUCAGUUUUUUUUUCUCAGACAAAAUCACUACUUUUAAAAUGUACUUUUAAAAAGUGAACAGUGUUUGUUCAUUCAUUUUUCAAAGUUAUAUUUUUUGUUUGAUUACUGGUUCUAUCUUGACAAGGCUUUGAGAUUGUUGACUUGGACCUAUGCUUGUCUGAAUUUGCAGUAUAACUGUAAUUUAAAAAACAUGGAGCUCUAUGCUGCUAAUGCUUAAUACUACUGCUUCAAGUUUGUAGUUCCCACCUUUUCCCUUUUCUGUACUAAUAACAAGCAAGUCUUAUUAAAUAUAGUUGUAUGA